AUGUCGAGCUCGCGCUGGACUCCUCCCCCGUGGCGCUCCUCCAACAAUCGCGUCACCCGCGCGCAAUCCAAUCAGGCCACAGCCAACAGCUCUCUCCGCUACGUCAACUCGACAUCCUCCCACCUCGCAGCCGCGGCCAUCUAUCUGCGCCAGCCCGCCCGUAUCCGUAUCUAUACCGCGAUUCUCCUUACCGCGCUCUUCAUGGGAGCCAUGAUCUGGUCCUUCGCAACCGUCUUUAACGGGCGCCAUACCACCGAUAUCCCACAAGCAUACCGUGUCUCCACGGAUGAAGGUCAGAAGAAUCUUGCCGCCUUCGUGCUGCUCAUGGCCGGCGGGUUUUGGAUUACCUAUCUCCUCAUCGGGUUCUUCGUUGCGCUGGGUCGGAGAAUUAGUCCACUGUCCUGGGACAUACAGAAGCCGAGAGACUCGAAUCGAUCCUGUUUUGGCCGUGUAAGGCCGUCUUUGGAUGUUCGGAAAUGCUUGGAGGACUUCUGGAAGAGCGCUGUAAAUAUCUGGCUUGGAGUUCUUACGGGACAAUGA
Messenger RNA from Trematosphaeria pertusa, 540 nucleotides. RefSeq lists its product as uncharacterized. The record is from RefSeq and is a predicted model, not a curated record. The transcript is spliced from 2 exons. The coding region runs from base 1 to 540 and encodes 179 amino acids. NCBI's taxonomy places the organism in Eukaryota, Fungi, Ascomycota, Dothideomycetes, Pleosporales, Trematosphaeriaceae.